CUCCCUUUGGUGCACCAAAGAAACAAUUUAACAGACUGGAUUGUGACACUUGAAAUUUAGAUCGUCUUCUAUCUUCAGUUCGAUUACAGAAAAUGUCUGAUACUUCAAAAUCUCUCUUGUUCUCUUCAGAUACUGUAAGAGAUAUAUUCCUGUGGCGGAGAAAGAAACUAAGCUUAUUGAUUCUUUUAGUGGCGACAGGAACCUGGGUUUUGUUCGAUAUCUAUGAAUUUAACUUUAUUACUGUUGCUUCAUGGAUAGCCAUGGUUAUUAUCUCUUCAUUAUUUAUCUAUGGCAACUUGGUUAGGCUUUUUCGCAAAGAAGAACCAAAUUUGUCUGGUCUGCAAGUUUCAGAGGGAACAGUGGUGGAGACAGCAAAGUCAGUGAAAGAAAUGAUUGAAAAAGGAAUCAAUUGGAUGUUCUGUUUGAGUGUAGAGAGAGACGUAUUAGUUUUCGUGCGAGUUGUGGCUUUGCUGUGGCUGCUUUCUUACGUGGGGAGCUUCUUUGAUUUCUUAACACUUCUCUACAUAGGUACAGUGGUGGGGAUGAGUGUUCCUCUGAUUUAUGUGAAGAAUGAAGAAAGGAUAAAGAAGUGUGGCGAGUGGAUAAGGAUGCAAGGAAAGAGAUUUUAUGAAAUGGUGGAUGAGAAAGUGUUGAACAAGGUGAAGAAUAAGGUGGUUAAAGUUAAAGAGAAGGAUAAAGACGAGGAAAAGGAGGAGAAGGAGAAGGAGAAGAAGGUUGAAUAAAUUAAAGUAGUGUCUUGCAUUAUUAAGAGAAAGGUGUAAUGUUGUACAUAAUGUGUUGAAAGAGUAGCACUACAACAUAUAUGUUAUUUAUGAUCCUUGCUUUUUAAAUUUCUC
Molecule: messenger RNA, 857 nt
Organism: Jatropha curcas
Lineage: Eukaryota; Viridiplantae; Streptophyta; Magnoliopsida; Malpighiales; Euphorbiaceae
Gene: RTNLB13
Product: Reticulan like protein B13
Biological process (GO): response to bacterium
Source: RefSeq, a predicted model, not a curated record